AGUAGGAUACAACGCUGGUGUGUAUAUAACUGGAAACCUACGUUGUUGUCUCACGAGAGUUUGGUCUGUCUCAUUCUAGUUUUAUCACUGCUCUUCUCUAUAUAAAGCUCACAGGUCGAGCAGAGACAAGAGGCACUACUUAAACGAUCAGACAGUUGAUUAAAAAGAACUCUGUCGGAAAAUGGAUAGCAUCGACCAAGAGUUCAACAAUUACUGGGAAACAAACUCCUUCCUCCCAAACGAAGACUUCGAAUAUGACAGCUGGCCUUUGGAGGAAGCGAUUUCUGGGUCGUAUGAUUCGAGUUCGCCUGAUGGGGCGGCUUCGUCUCCGGCUUCUAAGAAUAUUGUGUCGGAGAGAAACAGAAGACAGAAACUUAACCAGAGACUCUUCGCUCUACGAUCAGUUGUCCCCAAUAUCACUAAGAUGGAUAAAGCAUCAAUAAUCAAAGAUGCUAUUAGUUACAUACAAGGUUUACAAUAUGAAGAAACCAAGCUCGAAGCCGAGAUCAGAGAACUUGAAUCUACGCCAAAGAGUAGCCUGAGUUUCAGUAAAGAUUUUGAUCGUGAUUUGUUGGUUCCUGUUACAUCCAAGAAGAUGAAGCAGCUUGAUUCUGGUCCUACCCGUUCUCUCAUCGAAGUUCUCGAAUUGAAGGUAACAUACAUGGGAGAGAGGACAGUGGUGGUGAAUGUAACAUGUAAUAAGAGGACAGACACAAUGGUGAAACUGUGUGAAGUCUUUGAGUCAUUGAAUCUCAAAAUCCUCACUUCCAAUCUCAACUCUUUUUCUGGCAUGAUCUUCAACACUCUCUUUAUUGAGGCGGAUGAAGAAGAACAAGAGGUGGUGAGGUUAAAAAUAGAAACAGGAAUAGGAGCUUAUAAUGAAACUCAAAGCCCCACUUUGAGCAUCGACUCUCUUUACUAAUCAAUUUUUUUAAUUUGUUUUAAUUUGUUUUGCCUUCUCUCUAUCUUUACAAAUAAAUAAUAUGUUUAUCUCUUUCCACUUUCGUUUUGUUGGUUCAUCAGAAGACUUCUUGUGCGUAUGUAGUAGUGUCUAUAACAAUAAUCGUACGCAUCUGUUUUCUCUCUUAAUUUAGGACGUGGGGAAUGGUAUGUUUGGCCUUUAUAUAAAGCGGAAGAGAAAAGGAGAUUUGCUUCCUAUUUUUCCAAUAAGAUAGAUAACGCAUUUUUAAUAGCAAGUUAGAUGAAGCAUAGACUAAUGAUUAACACUAAUACCAUUCCUGUUUGUUAAAGCC
Molecule: messenger RNA, 1253 nt
Organism: Eruca vesicaria subsp. sativa (arugula)
Lineage: Eukaryota; Viridiplantae; Streptophyta; Magnoliopsida; Brassicales; Brassicaceae
Source: the annotation of a GenBank genome assembly